UGCAUUGCCCACGUGACAUUAGCUUGACUCCGAGUAAGCUAGCAUUGCGUCCGGCGCAUCUUAUACGGUUGAAUUAAAAAACAAACCAAAAAACAUUAGAAAUAAUGUCCGGAAGUGCGGGAGAGUGGUGUCUUAUGGAGAGUGAUCCCGGUGUGUUCACGGAGCUGAUAAAAGGUUUCGGCUCCAAAGGUGCCCAGGUCGAAGAGAUAUGGAGUAUGGAGCCGGAGAACUUUGACAACCUGAAGCCUGUCCACGGGUUGAUUUUCCUCUUUAAGUGGCAAGCAGGAGAAGAACCAGCUGGAUCAAUAGUGCAGGAUUCAAGACUGGACCACAUAUUCUUUGCAAAACAGGUCAUUAACAACGCUUGUGCCACCCAGGCAAUCGUCAGCGUUUUGCUCAACUGCACCCAUGCUGACAUGUCACUUGGAGACACACUAACCGAGUUCAGAGAGUUUUCACAGAGUUUUGAUGCCGCAAUGAAAGGUUUGGCUCUCAGCAACUCUGAAGUUAUAAGACAAGUUCACAACAGCUUUGCCAGGCAACAAAUGUUUGAGUUUGAUGCCAAGUCCUCUGCAAAGGACGAGGAUGCAUUUCACUUUGUGAGUUAUGUUCCGGUAAAUGGUCGACUUUAUGAGUUGGAUGGACUUCGAGAAGGACCAAUUGACCUAGGUGUGUGCAACCAAGAUGAUUGGAUCAGUGCUGUCCGUCCAGUCAUUGAAAAAAGAAUACAGAAGUACAGUGAAGGAGAGAUUCGUUUCAACCUAAUGGCCAUUGUGUCAGACCGAAAGAUGAUAUACGAGAGGAAGAUUGCAGAGCUUCAGACACAGCUUACUGAGGAUGAGCCAAUGGACACAGAUCAGAGCAGCACCUUUUUAAGCUCCAUUCAGUCGGAAAUCGCCAAGUAUCAACUCCUAAUUGAUGAGGAAAAUCUGAAACUUAAAAGAUAUAAGGUUGAAAACAUUAGGAGAAAGCACAACUAUCUUCCCUUCAUAAUGGAGUUAUUGAAGACACUGGCAGAGCACCAGCAGCUAAUUCCUUUGGUGGAGAAGGCAAAGGAGAAACAGUGCGCCAAAAAAUCCCAGGAGGCCAAGUAAUCAUGAUCACACUUCUGAAAAAGGCCUUUUGUUAUGUACACACACACACACACACACAAACACACACACACACACUCUCACUGAGGCCUACAGUCAUGAUCUUUUUGCCUGUUAGCCAUAUAUAAAUUGUGUACAUCUGCCAUAUGCACAUUUGCAGCACUUUUUCACUGUGUUAUUGCAUCCAGACUUCAGAACUGUGUUGCAGGUGUAGCAGAGAGUGUCCAUGUGUGUUCAUCAGGUUCCGUGCAUGAUCGAAGGAAACAUGUUGAAAUUGUCUUAUUUUCAUAAUAAAAGUGUCAAUAAAUUUGCAAA
Nerophis ophidion (straightnose pipefish) is the source of this 1406-nucleotide messenger RNA. RefSeq names its product ubiquitin carboxyl-terminal hydrolase L5 (gene uchl5). Gene Ontology annotation, molecular function: cysteine-type deubiquitinase activity; proteasome binding. The transcript has 11 exons. NCBI's taxonomy places the organism in Eukaryota, Metazoa, Chordata, Actinopteri, Syngnathiformes, Syngnathidae. Gene Ontology annotation, biological process: ubiquitin-dependent protein catabolic process; protein deubiquitination. The record is from RefSeq and is a predicted model, not a curated record. Bases 105 to 1094 code for a protein of 329 amino acids. Gene Ontology annotation, cellular component: cytoplasm; Ino80 complex.